Drosophila obscura is the source of this 765-nucleotide messenger RNA. RefSeq names its product transcription initiation factor TFIID subunit 11 (gene Taf11). The transcript is spliced from 2 exons. Gene Ontology annotation, molecular function: transcription coactivator activity; protein heterodimerization activity. The coding region runs from base 106 to 693 and encodes 195 amino acids. Gene Ontology annotation, cellular component: nucleus; transcription factor TFIID complex. Gene Ontology annotation, biological process: RNA polymerase II preinitiation complex assembly; transcription initiation at RNA polymerase II promoter. Lineage: Eukaryota; Metazoa; Arthropoda; Insecta; Diptera; Drosophilidae. The record is from RefSeq and is a predicted model, not a curated record.
AUUUAGUGUUGUAAAACACUUCGAUUGCUGUAUGUGCUGACUGUCCAUCCCUGGGAACUUUUUGUUUAUAAACGCGAGUUUUUUUGUUGUAUAAAAUACCCUUAAAUGGACGAAAUCCUGUUUCCCACACAACAAAAAAGCAACUCACUCAGCGAUAGCGACGAUGUGGAUCUCAAGUUCUUCAACACAGCCACCGGCGAGCGGAAAGACAGCGACACCGCCUCGGACACGGCCAAUGAGACGGAUCGCGAUGCCAAAGACGGCGACAUGGACACCAAAAACACAGAUGGCGAUGGCGACUCCGGCGAGCCGGCCCUUAAGAAGCUAAAGACCAAGAAGGAACUGGAGGAGGAGGAGCGCGAACGCAUGCAAGUUCUGGUUUCCAACUUCACGGAGGAGCAGCUGGAUCGCUAUGAGAUGUACCGCCGUUCAGCCUUCCCCAAGGCGGCCGUCAAGCGGCUGAUGCAGACGAUAACCGGCUGUUCGGUCUCACAGAACGUCGUCAUAGCCAUGUCCGGCAUCGCCAAGGUCUUUGUGGGCGAGGUGGUGGAGGAGGCACUCGAUGUAAUGGAGGCCCAGGGCGAGUCGGGCGCCCUGCAGCCGAAGUUCAUCCGCGAGGCAGUGCGUCGGCUGCGCACCAAGAACCGCAUGCCCAUAGGACGCUACCAGCAGCCCUAUUUCAGAUUAAAUUGAUCGCAUUGCAUGUGUGGAGUGUGGAACCUAGUGCGUAAGGUAGAAUAAUAUCGGUUACAAAAUAAUCUUUAU